Messenger RNA from Sciurus carolinensis (gray squirrel), 2697 nucleotides. RefSeq names its product acyl-CoA thioesterase 6 (gene Acot6). Gene Ontology annotation, molecular function: fatty acyl-CoA hydrolase activity. Gene Ontology annotation, biological process: acyl-CoA metabolic process; fatty acid metabolic process. Lineage: Eukaryota; Metazoa; Chordata; Mammalia; Rodentia; Sciuridae. The transcript has 3 exons. The record is from RefSeq and is a predicted model, not a curated record. Bases 133 to 1398 code for a protein of 421 amino acids.
AUCUCAGACCAGUUCUCGGCGUGGAGUCGACCGGUCUGAGCUCCAAGAUACUCUCUGUGAUUUCUGGGACUCAAUCAGGCGCGCCACACAUCAUUCCCAAGGGGCCUCUUGCUUAUCGGCUCAAGGUCCACCAUGGCUGCGAGACUGAUCCUAGAGCCCGCGGGCGGCUGCUGCUGGGACCAGCCGGUGCGCAUCGCCGUGCGCGGCCUGGUACCCGAGCAGCCCGUCACGCUGCGCGCGUCCCUGCGCGACGAAAAGGGCGCGCUUUUCCGGGCCCACGCGCACUACCGCGCGGACGCCGGGGGCGAGCUGGACCUGGCGCGCGCACCCGCGCUGGGCGGCAGCUUCGCCGGCCUGGAGCCCAUGGGGCUGAUUUGGGCCAUGGAGCCUGACAAGCCGUACUGGCGCCUGCUGAAGCGGGACGUGCAGACGCCCUUCGUGGUGGAGCUGGAGGUGCUGGAUGGCCACGAGCCCGACGGCGGGCGUCUGCUGGCCCGGGCGCUGCACGAGCGCCACUUCAUGCGGCCUGGGGUGCGGCGGGUGCCGGUGCGCGAAGGUCGGGUGCGGGCCACGCUCUUCCUGCCUCCAGGUGAUGGACGCUUCCCUGGGAUCAUCGAUCUGUUUGGAAGUAGUGGGGGCCUUUGUGAAUACAGAGCCAGCCUUCUGGCUGGGUAUGGUUUUGCUGUGCUUGCUCUGGCUUACUUCAGAUUUCAAGACCUCCCUGAAUAUUUGAAUGAUAUGCGCUUGGAGUACUUUGAAGAAGCUGUAGAGUUUAUGCUACGGCAUCCAAAGGUGAAAGGUCCCAAUAUUGGGCUCCUUGGUUUCUCCAAAGGAGGUGACCUAUGUCUCUCAAUGGCUUCUUUCUUGAAGGGCAUCACAGCCACUGUACUUAUCAAUGCCUGUGUGGCCAACACAGUAGCUCCUCUGCAUUACAAGGAUAUUAUUAUUCCUGUUCUUGGCAGUGAGCUAAGAAAACAAAAAAACACCGACUUAGGCCUUUUGAAUUUGGUGGAUAUCUGGAAUGAUCCACUGGAGGAACACAACCAACAAAGUCUUAUUCCAUUGGAAAAGGCGCACGGACCCUUCCUGUUUAUUGUUGGUAUGGAUGAUCAGAACUGGAAAAGUGAACUCUAUGCUCAUAUAGCCUCUAAACGGUUACAAGCAUAUGGAAAAAAAAAACCCCAGGUAAUCUACUAUCCAGAAACUGGCCAUUUUAUUGACCCACCUUACUUUCCUCUUUCCAGAGCCUCUGUGCAUUCAGUUUUGGGUGAAGCAGUAUUCUAUGGAGGUGAGCCAAGGGCUCAUUCAAAGGCACAGGAAGAUGCCUGGCAGCAAAUUCUAAUUUUCUUCCAAAAAUAUCUCAAUGGUAAAAAAUCUGUCCAGCACAGCAAAAUAUAAUUUGGCAAUCAUAGACCAAAUAUCAUUCAUAAAAAUCCUAAUUGUACAAUUUCUCUUGGGUCUACCAGAACACUUAGGAAACUUUUUGUUAGAAAAACAAACUGCUCAGUUUCCUUGUCAGGUCCUCUGGACUCAGCCUUUUCAACCCUCCUGCCGUCACUGCUGGGACCCAUUCCUCUCUCCUUGAACUUUACCAAGUGUGUAGGUUUAUACCUGAUUUUAUCUGUAUAGGACCAGUCUUCAUAUUAGGCAAAAGAAAUGUAAGAAGUGCUUGCCUGACUCUCAAUUACUGGCCUACCUUCAGCCUUGGGUCCCAGUUCUGAGGGUGAGUUUCUGUAUUAUUCUGAAAUCUCACAUGCCCUUUGACCCCUAAUUGAUCUUGGCUGAGCUUUGGGAACUUGUCCACUUGAGUCCUUUAAGGAAUGACUUCUGCCACAUUUUUACCAGUCUGCAUUCCCGAAAGUUUACUCAAGCCUUGUCUCUGACCCCUAGACUGAAGACUGAGGGCACUAUAUCUGUUGAUAUACUUCCUUUAGGUUUACCAUCUAUAUGAAUUCCCAGUCACUAUAUGGUAGCUGCCUCUCUGGAGGAAUGCCUUGAUGCUAAGAUUUUCAGGACUUUACCCUGUGGGCUUUGACCUUCAUCUUUGGAUGUCAUGUAUACCUGCCAAAUCAGAUUUCCUCCCAGCACCAUCUGUUCCUGUUACUUUCCACGAGGGAAGGACUAGACUGGGUCUGCAUAAACCCACUGCAGGUGAAGCACAAUCUAGAAUCCUGAGAUACCACAGCAAAGACUCUUCCCUGAGCACAAAAAAUUUUUCUGAGACUGCAGAGAAAACCUGGAGUUUUCUUCACAUAAAAUCAUGGUUUCCUGGGUACAUACAAAAUCUUUCACCAAACUGAGUCUAUCCAAGCAAAUGCCCACUGGAUCCUAAUUAAUGAAGUGAAAGUUUACAUAGAGGUAACUUAAAUUUGACCAAGGUUAAAACUCUUGAGUAUCAUUCACCAUAUAGUAUAAUUUUCCAUGAUGAGACUACUGAGAGCCUCAGCUUUAACUCACUCUCUGGUACACCUUCCACCCUAGAGAUGGGAUGGGAAAACCAACAUUCAUAAAAUAAAAACAAAGUUUAGAAAUCAAUUUAUCACAAAGAUGGUCCCACUAAGAAACAUUAAGUGAUAUAAAAGUUAGUAUUUCUGGGGAUGCCUCUACGAUAGAUAGAAAUUUCAGACUUCCCCACUUACUAACUUGUAAGUUGUUAACCUGUCUAGACCUCCAUUUCCUCCAUCUUUUUUCAAGUGG